CAGUAGUGAUAAACGGUCGAGUUUCAUUCACUGUCCCCACAUUCAUUCAUGAUUCAACCUACUUCGUUUACACUCUAUGCUGAAUAUCAACCAGUAAAUCUUUGUUUAUGUAUCUCUACCCGUAAUUCAUUCUUGCUCUAUAUAAACCCUUCUCAAUACAUCAAGUUUGUUACGAACUGAAGAGGAGAAACCAAAGCUCAGUUUCAACAAUGGCAGUAAGGAUUCAGCCUCUGCUUGCUCUACUGCUGUCCACUCUCCUAUUCUCCCACAUUUCAGCUACCACAAUCACACUGUUCAACAAGUGCGCGCAUCCAGUUUGGCCAGGAAUACAACCAGGCGCGGGUAAGCCCCUCUUGGCGCGUGGAGGAUUCAAACUCCUCCCAAACAAAGCCUACUCCCUCAACGUCCCUCCUCUCUGGUCCGGCCGUUUCUGGGGCCGUCACGGCUGCUCCUUCAACGCCAACGGCCAGGGCCGUUGCGCCACCGGAGACUGCGGCGGAUCUCUCUUCUGCGACGGAAUCGGCGGAGCCCCUCCCGCCACACUGGCGGAGAUCACUCUCGGAAACGAUCAGGACUUCUAUGACGUCUCCCUCGUCGACGGCUACAACCUGGCCAUGUCGAUCAAGCCGUUCAAGGGAUCUGGCAAAUGCAGUUACGCAGGUUGCGUGAGUGACCUGAAUCUGAUGUGCCCGAUCGGAUUACAAGUUAGGUCAAGAGACAAUCGGAGGGUUGUGGCCUGUAAGAGUGCUUGCUUCGCCUUCAAUUCGCCGAGGUAUUGCUGUACGGGAAGCUUCGGGAACCCUCAGACUUGCAAACCGACUGCUUAUUCGAAGAUCUUCAAGACUGCUUGUCCCAAAGCCUACUCUUAUGCUUAUGAUGAUCCAACCAGUAUCGCUACUUGCACCAGAGGGAAUUACUUGAUCACUUUCUGUCCUCACUAUCGCUAAUUUAGUCUAAUUAGUUACUUAUAUAAUAUUUAUAUUGUAAUCUUAAUUAGGUUUAGGUACUACUAGUAGUAGUAUUAUUUUUGUUGUACUGUUAAGUGUGCCACACUGGAUAGGACUGUCACUGACUUGAGAAAUGACAUUUUUAGACCUAUUUCUUAUGUUACUCC
Tripterygium wilfordii is the source of this 1114-nucleotide messenger RNA. Its product is annotated as thaumatin-like protein. The record is from RefSeq and is a predicted model, not a curated record. The coding region runs from base 210 to 947 and encodes 245 amino acids. Lineage: Eukaryota; Viridiplantae; Streptophyta; Magnoliopsida; Celastrales; Celastraceae. Gene Ontology annotation, cellular component: extracellular region. Gene Ontology annotation, biological process: defense response. The transcript is spliced from 2 exons.